Molecule: messenger RNA, 1098 nt
Organism: Trichomonas vaginalis G3
Lineage: Eukaryota; Parabasalia; Trichomonadida; Trichomonadidae
Product: positive regulation of MDA-5 signaling pathway
Exons: 1
Coding region: 1-1098 (365 amino acids)
Molecular function (GO): protein binding
Source: RefSeq, a predicted model, not a curated record
AUGGACAAUAGCAAAGAAAGGUUCAUCCCGCUCAUCGAAAGUGAAGAAUUCGAUAAAGACCAAAAACUUGUAAGCGAUUUAUAUCCAAGAUCUUUUGAAGGAUAUUCAUUACUUGAAUUAUGUUGUUAUUAUGGGGCAGUUGAUUGUUUCAAGUUAUUAAGGACGAAAUUUAACUCAGAAAUCACUAAAAAAUGUCUUAAGUUAUCAUUUUUAAGUGGAAAUCCAGAUAUCAUUAGUGAAUGCUUGAAAUAUCAAAAACCAAAUGAAAAAUGCAUUAUUUAUGCAAUUAUUUCACAUAACAUUGAUUUUGUUACAUUCUUGAUGAAUGAAUACAAUCUAAAGAACAAUUUAAGUAGUUGCGUAUGUCACAAUAAUCUUGAAUCAUUUUUAGUAUAUUUCGAUCAAACUAAUGAUAUUAACAAAUGUUUUGUUAAUUCAACUGUAUUUAAUAUUCCUUCCCUUUGCGAAUAUUUCCUUUCUCUUGGUGCAAAUAUUAGAGAAAGAGAUGAAUAUGGAAGAACAGCACUUCAUAAUGCAACCAUUUAUAAUUGUAAAGAAAUAAUUGAAAUCCUUCUUUCACAUGGUGCAAAUAUCAAUGAUAAAGAUAAUUACGGAAAAACAGCUCUUUUUUACACAGUAGAUCAUAAUAGAAAAGAGAUUGUUGAACUUCUUCUUUCACAUGGUGCAAAUAUCGAUGAGCAGGAUUAUUUAAGGAAAACAACACUUUUUUAUGCAGUUGAAAAUAAUUGUAAAGAGAUUAUUGAGUUUCUUCUUUCCCAUGGCGCAAACAUCAAUGCGAGGAAUCAAUAUGGAAGAACAGCAUUGAUUAUUGCGACAUUUAAUAAUAAUAAAGAAAUUGUCGAACUUCUUCUUUCGCAUGGCACAAGUCCCAACGAAAAAGGUAUGAAUAAGGAGACAGCUCUUCAUUGUGCAGCAUAUUAUAAUAGAAGAGAAAUAGCUGAACUUCUUUUGUUAUACGGUGCAAAUAUUGAUGAAAAAGAUAAAGAUGGAAACACUCCUCUUUUUUAUGCAACCUAUAAUAAUAGUAAAGAAACGAGUGAUUUUCUUCUUUUACAUACUUCAAUAAUCAAUUCUUGA